AUGGACGAUCCGGAGGUGUUGCUGCCGGCGAUCGAGCGGCGGACAAAGCAGCUGCGGCAGCAGGAGCAGAUGCUGCGGGAAGCCGUGACGGCCGCGUCGCGCAGGAAGGAGACGAGCGCAGCGGCGCUUAAGACCGCCGAGGACGCGCACCAGCAGCUGCUGCGCGCUCGAUUCCCCGCGCUUAACGCCCAGGUGAAUGCGCAGCUGGACGCCAUGGCCGCCCAUGCCGCCGCCAUCGCCGCCUUCCUCUCCCCCGCGCGCCCGGGAUCACUAGCGAUGGUGGCGGGGGUGGAGCCACUACUGGAAGCGCAAGAGGAAUUGGCGCUGCAGCACGAGGUGUGGAAGCGACGCCAGUUCGAUGAGGGACCGUCGAGGGCGGUGGCGCAGGAGGGGUUGGGGCAGUACUCGCCGUGUGACCUCAACGACCUGCACGCUGGCGUCGUGGGGGAGGGGGAUGGAGGCUCCCACGACACGCCAGACGCCAUUUACCGGCGCAACAUCAGGGAGCUGAAACACGGCAUGCGGAGCAACGCCACGUGGCAGCCAUGGUGGACGAGGCCCGCUGGACCGUCAGGGGGAGGGCGCUGGGCAGGUGAGUCAGUGGGGGAGAUGGGGGAGGGGGAGAGGUGCACAAGUGAGAGCAGUGCCACGUGGCAGCCAUGGUGGACGAGGCCCGCUGGACCGUCAGGGGGAGGGCGCUGGGCAGGUGAGUCAGUGGGGGAGAUGGGGGAGGGGGAGAGGUGCACAAGUGAGAGCAGCGCCACGUGGCAGCCAUGGUGGACGAGGCUCGGUGGACCGUCAGGGGGAGGGCGCUGGGCAGGUCAGGGAGGGGAGUUUGGGCAUGGUGUAAACGUGUCUGCAUGUGCGUGUGGUUGCAUGUUGGUGCAUGCACAUGUUCAUGUGCAUGUGCAUGCACACCCCCUGCUCUCAUCCCACCCCUUCCUCUCAAACCAACCCCCUUCCUCCCCCUCUCCCCCACUCCUCCCCCUUUCCCCCACUCCUCCCCCUCUCCCCCAACUCCUCCCCCUCUCCCCCAACUCCUUUCCCUCACCCCGCGCCCUCCUCAUCAUUCCCUGCCCCCCCGUGACCGUCUACCCCGCCCCCCUCGCUCACCACUCGCAGCAGCAGCAACAGUGGCGGCAGCAGCAGGGGGGCAGGAGGGAGCGCGGGGCAGAAAGGGGUGGGGCAGGGGGGUGGCGGGCAGGGGGGUGCGGAGGGGCCAGAGGGGAGGAGGCGGAGGAGGCGGCUGGAGGAGUUGAAGGCGGAAGUGGCGCGUGCGAGAGGCGUGGCGACUACGAGCUCAAGAUUCAACGGCAGUGCUUCUACCUCGCCAACAUGCACCAGCUGCUGAGUCAGCAGUACUGGCAGCUGGCUGCCAACGUGGCACUGCAUGGAGCCGUCCUAUUGGACGCGCACCACCUGGAGCGCACCCGGCAGCUGCUGCUCCAAUUGCAUUGCAACACGUCAGCAGCCAUGAGCGACUCUAAAGCCCGCAAGGCGGCCUACAAGGCACUUGCGGCACAGGCCACUGCCCCCACUGCCCCCACCGCCCGCACCGCCGUGCCAUCCUUAUCCUCCCACCUCCCGCCCCCCUCCUCCUCCCUCCCCGUCGCCGCCUCCCUCCCCCUCUGGCCCGCCCUGCUCUCCGCCCUCUCCCCCCACGCUGCUCAAGGGGAGCCACUCGGGGCAGCAGGGAGGGGAGGCGCGCAGGCAGCAGGGGGAAGGGAGGGGGAGAGUGCGGGGGAGGUGGUGGGGCGGCUGGUGGAGGGGCUGAGGGGGAGGGCGCAGGGGGAGGGGGAGCGGGUGCAGCAGGGGUUGGAGCAGAGCGAACGGCUGUUGGCACACAUGUCAGUGGGCUGGCAGGGGGGGUGUGAGGGGCAGGGCGUGCGAGGGGCAGGGUGGGUGUGUGAGGGGUUACAGCGGUGGGAGGUGGUACCCCUUCGGUUUCCAUCUCAAUUGUUGCACCGUCGGUUCGCCUCAUCUCUCUUUCUGCACCCCGCCUCUGCUGCUCUGUCUCUUCCCUCCCGUUCCCCCCCACGGGCCUCUGCCUCGCUGUGUGCCCCCCGGGUGACACAGGGCGGGCAUGCAGGCGGCCAUGGUGGAGCUGCUCUCAUCGCCGCAUGCCACUCCCUCCUCCACCGCCGCUCAUGCCAUGCCUCUGCACCUCUCGCCCCCUAUGGAAACGUGCACUGUGUGCCCUUGCAUCCUCCUCUGCUGCUCCCCUUCCUACCACCAUAUGCACCAUCACCCCAAUUAUCCCCCCCUUGCAACGUCACCCUCCCCACCUCCGCCCCAAUUGCUGCACCCUCUUCUCAAUCCCCUUCCCCCCACUCCCCACCCUCCCUCCCUGCACCCCUUUCAAGCGCCAUGCACUCCCAAGCCAUGCACCGUUCAGCUGCAAGCAUCGCCUCACUUCCCCCCAUCCCCCCCUUGCCCCUCCCUGCGCCCUCCUCAGAGCGCGGUGCACGCCCCAAGGCACGCCACCCGGCAGCGAGUGCUGCAAGAAGUUUCUCAUUAUCUCUUCCCCACUCCCCGCCUGCCCCCCUGCACCCUCCUCAGAGCGCGGUGCAGGCCCCAAGGCACGCCAUCCGGCAGCGAGUGCUGCACUCCUUCUUCUCCCCGGGCGCCCUGCCCCACGCGCUGCUGCUGGCACACCCCGCUCAGGGGGGAGAGGGCGAGGGGUUGCGGUCCGAGGUUGCAGGGCGGGAGGUUCGAGAGACUCAAGGCAGGACGGAUGGGCAGGAGAGGGAGAGCAGGGGCGGUGGUGGUGAGGGCAUGGGCAUGGACGAUGACAGGGGUGAGGGCAUGGGCAUGGAGGGUGGGAUGCAUGUGGGCAUGGGGAUGGGCAUGGAGGAGGACGAUGACAGUAUCAUCUUCUAA
This is a messenger RNA of Closterium sp. Naga37s-1, 2880 nucleotides long. Lineage: Eukaryota; Viridiplantae; Streptophyta; Zygnematophyceae; Desmidiales; Closteriaceae. The record is from the annotation of a GenBank genome assembly.